AUGACCGUGCUCUGCAGGGUCCCUACCCCUUCCUCCCCUAUCCCUACCGGGCGCUCCCGGGGACUCAGUUCCUCCAUCGAGAUCGCCGGGGAAGCCCCGGAAAACGGCAGGAACCCAGCUCCGGUCGGCGAUUUCCCCGCACUUUUAGAGCGUGGGUUUGGGUCCGCUGACUGCGGCUCGGGGGGGUUGCUGACUGCGGUGCGCGCUCCAGCCUUCAAGCCGGAGUGUCUUCGGGGGUCUCUGGGGGAAGUGUGUCAGCUUCUGCCAGCUCCAGGGGCGAUACGUGAGCAGCUCAGACUCGGGCUCGCUCUGGCUGAGGCUUGGCGCAGCCUGCCCAGGUCAACGUUAACUUUGCGAAGCGAGCCUUCCCCGCAGCCUGCGCCUCCUCCCGGAGUGCGCCGAGCCUUUCCAGCUCCGCGCGCACGGCCUCCCUCCCGCAUCUUUGCCCCGAACCCUAGCGAAGACAUAAUACGGCACCUUCAGCAGUGUGAGGGUGUCAGGCUGCCUGGCUUCAAAGCUUGGCCCUGCUGCUUUCUGGCUGUGCAAGCCACCGUAUCUGUCUCUCGAUGUCCUCAUCGCAAUGCUUCCUUGUCUUCAAGGCUCUGGAAACUUGGUCCCUUUGCUGGGCCCAGGGGUAACACCCCAAAAUACGGACUCAUUUUCCUCUCUACCUUCAUUGGCCGAGCAGCUGCCAAGAACAAAGGUCGCAUCUCCCGAUACCUGGCAAACAAAUGCAGUAUUGCCUCACGAAUCAAUUGCUUCUCUGAGGUGCCCACCAGUGUUUUGGGGGAGAAGCUUCGAGAACAAGUUGAGGAGCGGCUGUCCUUCUAUGAGACUGGAGAGAUUCCCCGAAAAAAUCUGGAUGUCAUGAAGGAUGCAAUGGUUCAGGCAGAGGAAGCGGCUGCUGAGAUUACUAGGAAGCUCGAGAAACAGGAGAAGAAGGAAAAGAAAAGGCUAGCUGCGAUUGCCCUGGCUUCUUCAGAAAAUAGCAGUGCCCUGGAGGAGUGUGAGGAGACAAGUGAAAGGCCCCAAAAGAAGAAAAAGCAAAAGCCCCAGGAGGUUCUUCAGGAGAAUGGAAUGGAAGACCCUUCUGUCUCUUUUUCCAAACCCAAGAAAAAGAAAUCUUUUUCCAAGGAAGAGCUAGUUAGUAGUGAUCUUGAAGAGACAGCUGGUACUGGAAGUCUUCCCAAGAGGAAGAAAUCUUUUCCCAAAGAGGAACCAGUUACUGACCCUGAUGAGUCAGAAAACAAGAGGGUCCCCAAGAAAAAGCCGAAAUUGUCUUCCAAGGAGGAGCCACUCAGCAGUGGACCUGAAGAGGCUGCUGCCAGCAAGAGCAGCGGCUCCAAGAAAAAGAAAAAGCUCCAAAAGCUAUCCCAGGAAAGUUAGAAUGGACCCUAGUGGGGCAUAACUUAACACAGGUAUUCCCCAUCCCAUUCCCUAGAGCCCAAUUAAAAAAAAUAAAAAAAAUAAAUAAAGCAAUGCUUCCAAAAAAAAAAAAAAAA
Messenger RNA from Bubalus bubalis (water buffalo), 1502 nucleotides. Its product is annotated as nucleolar protein 56-like. The record is from RefSeq and is a predicted model, not a curated record. Gene Ontology annotation, molecular function: snoRNA binding. NCBI's taxonomy places the organism in Eukaryota, Metazoa, Chordata, Mammalia, Artiodactyla, Bovidae. Gene Ontology annotation, cellular component: small-subunit processome; box C/D methylation guide snoRNP complex.